ACACGGUACCCUUCCUGCAACAACCGCUAAAACGGAAACAUAAAACACCAAUUUUUAGUGAAAUAGAUAACGCAGUGCUAAAAUGAAUAAUCAAGUACUAUCUGCUGAGCUUUCUCUGCAUAGUUUUUACAUUUUCAACUCAGUGUUUGGUCCCAAGGAAGGGGAGGAGGAGAAAAAAGUGUUAUUCUACCAUCCCCAGGAUACAGACAUCGAUACCAAAAUAAAGGACGUUGGAUUGAGUGAAGCGAUCAUCAAAUUCAGCAACACCUUCACCAAAGAUGAUAGCGUGCAGACCAUGCAUACGCAGAAAACUUGCCAAUUUUACUUCCAACCCGAGCCGGGAUACUGGAUGAUCAUGACCCUUAAUGUUCCGUUCGAGCGGAAGUCCCGCGAAUCGGGCGACUACAACGAAUAUCAUGGCGAUACGAUACACGACACCAUCUUCCAGUCGGUGCUUCGUCAGUCGUACCGGAUGUUUCGCAUGUUCCACGGAACGUUUCAGGACAAUCUGCGCCCGAACGAGGAUCUGGAUGCGCAGGCGAAUCUGAUCGGGAAACUUGAAGCCUUCUACCAGAGCUACAUCCUGCACCUGCAGAUGAAAAAGUGCGACGUCGUGGACGCAUUCGGGAGCGUACAGUACUUGCCACUCAAUCAGCUGCUCUUCCUGCGGGUGCAAAACUUUAUCAACAUGAUCGAGGCCACAUUCGCACCGAUCAAGCAUUGCAUUUUUCUGUACAGCGAUCAGGUGGUGUGGAGCGGGCUUAAUCCGACCGAUCUGCACACGCUGUACGAGUACUUCCACAGCCCGAUGUACGAUCACUUUGCUAAAAACAAAAUGGCACACCCGACGUACGUCACGGAGAAGGGCAAAAUCAAACGAUACUCGCUCAUGGUCUGCCGCAAGGUGCAGAAUAUUUCCCUUUGUCUCCUACUGGAUGACGAAUCGGUACAGAACGAACAGUCCUUAUAUCUGGAGCUAAAUGCCGUCGUCAAUCCCCAGCUGACGAGCAUUUCGUCCGACAUCAGCCAGCACUUGCAGACCAGCGGAGAGACGGGCUACAGUUUCGGGUGCUCCGGAGGAAGCAAGGAGGAAUCUCCGACGGCACCAAAGUUUAUCUAUUUCAACGAAAUGAACCUGCAACACCGAGGGACGGUACGGUUGGGUCAGCAGCAGUACCAGUCCAUCGCGGGCAGUGGGCUUCCGAACGAUGUAAUGAAUUUAAUAGUGGAUCUUCUGGAUGACGUCCGUAGUAACCGUUCGAACGUAAUGGAUGAAACGAUCGUUAAGACACACGACGACUAUUGGAUCGUAAAGCGCAGCUGCAACUCGCGGCACGUCUUUAUCAUUCUCAACAAAAGUUCGACCCUGAUCGACGUGACGGAGGAUACGAAAAAAAUACUUGAUCAAAAUAUCAAAGGUAUCUUCUUCUAGAGAAUGCGAGAGGGUCGGGGGCGUUAUAAAAAUCCUUACGAGAAGUUAUAGCAAGUACAUACGCGUUGCAAAUACAAUCCUUUGGGAAUGUUCCGUUUUCUCUGCAUCAAAUGCAAGACGUGCUAUAUAUUCUUUCUAGUAUAUUUCAUAGCUUGAUUAUAUGUUAGAUCAAUUUUGAUUAUUGACAUUUGUUUUGCAGUUAAUCUUAUAACUGAAAUAAAGCAAUACCGCAAUAAACCCUUUUUGAUAAC
Messenger RNA from Anopheles coustani, 1683 nucleotides. It is a transcript of the gene Ccz1, whose product is annotated as vacuolar fusion protein CCZ1 homolog. The transcript is spliced from 3 exons. Gene Ontology annotation, cellular component: Mon1-Ccz1 complex; intracellular membrane-bounded organelle. The record is from RefSeq and is a predicted model, not a curated record. Bases 83 to 1432 code for a protein of 449 amino acids. Gene Ontology annotation, biological process: vesicle-mediated transport. NCBI's taxonomy places the organism in Eukaryota, Metazoa, Arthropoda, Insecta, Diptera, Culicidae.